UCCAACAUUUUGAGAGCGAAAGCUCUAAAUUUUAAUCACCUACAUGUGGUAGAUUUAAAGAGAAAGUGAAGAGUACACGUAAAUGAAUGUCGUCCGUGUAUGGAACGAAGGAUUCUUGAAAGAACACGCUCUUAUCCUCCAUAUUCAAUUAAUGCUUUAACAAUCUCCUUUCACUCUCUUCUUUGUUUCCAUGUUCAUUGUAUAUACUAUAUUAUAUACACCUUUUUGUGGCUGCGUUCUUCUCCUAUUUGGUCUGUCUGCAAAAUGGCUACCGAUGAAGAAUCAUCAGCUGGAUUUAGCUUGGAAGGAAUUGAAGACGUCGAGGAUUUUGUUUUGGGAGAUCAAGAAGAGUCUUUAGACACAGGGCGUUCUACUCAUCUUCUUGACCUAAUGAAAAUGGCCAACAAAGCAUUCAGAGUGAAUCGUUAUGAAGAGGCAGUGAAUUAUUACUCAAGAGCUCAUAAUAUCAAGCCAGAUGAUCCUAUCAUUCUUAGCAACCGAUGUGCUGCUUACCUAAAGAUUGGCCACUUUCUGAAACACAGACCAGCUGCUGCAUCUGAACUUAGACCAUUAAGUGGGCUUGAUCCUACAACCCAUGCCAGUCUUGCAUUAAAGGAUGCUGAGCACUUUAUGAACUUACAGAAUCACACUGUAAUGGCAUACAUACUGAAGGCAAAUGCACUCAUUUUGUUAGAAAGAUUUGAACAAGCCCGUGAUGUAAUUCUUACAGGUCUUCAACUCGAUGCUUCAAGCAAUGCUCUAAAGAAUUUAGAAAGGUUUACAGUCGAUAUAUUUGGGAAAAGAACACAUGGUCAGAUUCAGACACCACGUACUGAUGACUUUGAUUGCACUCUUUGCUUCAAGUUAUUCUAUGAUCCAAUCACAACUCCAUGUGGGCAUACCUUUUGUCGUUCAUGCCUCUUCCAAUCAAUGGACCAGGGAAACAGAUGCCCAUUGUGUCGAACAGUUCUGUUUAUCAGUCCAAGAACUUGUGCAAUAAGUGUGACACUGAAAAGUAUAAUAGAGAGGAACUUCCCUGUGGAAUAUGCAGAAAGGAAAUUGGAGAAUGAGAGUUUGAGUAAAAUGGGUCCUGAUUUGUUACCUCUUUUUGUGAUGGAUGUUGUGCUACCUUGCCAGAAGUUCCACUUAAAUAUAUUUGAAGCCCGUUAUAGACUUAUGGUCAGGAGAAUCAUGGAAGGAAAUCGACGAAUGGGAAUGGUUAUACUCGACACUAGCACCGGAUCUGUAGCUGAUUAUGCAUGUGAAGUGGAAAUUACAGAUUGUGAGCCACUUCCAGAUGGGCGUUUUUUCUUGGAGGUUGAAAGUAGGCGAAGGUGCCACAUCCUUCGAAACUGGGAUCAAGACGGGUAUCGUGUUGCUGAGAUUGAAUGGGUGCAAGAUUUAUCUCCAACUGAAGGGACAAAGGAGAGAUCCGAUUUGCAGGAUAUGACAGAUAUAGUGGCAGAAUAUGCUCGAUCUUGGAUAAGGUUAGCUCAAGAAGCAGCACAAGGAGAUCAAAUGAGACUCACAGAACUACAUAAAGCACAAGGUAUGAUGCCAUCAACAAGGGAUCUUGAAUCCUUCAGUUUUUGGCUUGCUACUUUAUCAAAUCGAAGACCACAAGAAAGAUUGGACCUCCUUCGCAUGAAAGAUACAACAGCAAGGUUAAGGAGGGCAUAUCAUUACUUGAAAGCAGCAGAACAAGGCUGUGGAUUGCAAUGAAAGUAAACGUCUACUUUUCUUGUUCUUAUUUGUUCUUUUGUUGGCUAAGAACAAAGAAAAAAAAAAUACAAUCUUUUUAUAUUUUUCAUGGUAAAGAAGAGCUUCUUUGAAUAUCUUGUAAAAUUUUACUUUGUCCAAAGGUGAAAAUAUGAUGUUUUUAACCA
Lactuca sativa (garden lettuce) is the source of this 1886-nucleotide messenger RNA. Its product is annotated as zinc finger (C3HC4-type RING finger) family protein. Lineage: Eukaryota; Viridiplantae; Streptophyta; Magnoliopsida; Asterales; Asteraceae. Gene Ontology annotation, molecular function: protein binding; ubiquitin protein ligase activity. The record is from RefSeq and is a predicted model, not a curated record.